Molecule: messenger RNA, 2464 nt
Organism: Frieseomelitta varia
Lineage: Eukaryota; Metazoa; Arthropoda; Insecta; Hymenoptera; Apidae
Gene: Inx2
Product: innexin inx2-like
Exons: 2
Coding region: 625-1701 (358 amino acids)
Biological process (GO): phototransduction
Cellular component (GO): plasma membrane; gap junction
Molecular function (GO): gap junction channel activity
Source: RefSeq, a predicted model, not a curated record
GACGGAAAGUGGGGUUAGAUUGAAGUAAAGAGACGAGAGAAAGAGAGACAGAGAGAGAGAAAGAUAGAAAGACAGACAGAACUAAGACAGGGAGACACAAGAUAGAAAGAGAGACGAGCGUCCACAAGUGGGGAUAGAAUCUUGGUGUGCAGCAGAAGUAAACGUACCUAUAGUAUCGCAUCCCCAACCAGACUGUGUACAAUCGGCAAGCGAGACGGAGACAAGACGUUGUACAGUGUAUGUAAGAGAGAAAAAACGAGCCGACGAAGAAGAAGGUAGAUAGAGAGGAAAGCCAAAAGGGAGCAGCUUGUGGAACGGCAUGUCCUCGCGUGCUCGUGUCGUAGAGCGUUUCUGAACGCAGCCAUUACGACACAACCGCUCUCGGUGACGCUUAGCUACGGUAGAGCCGUGCUCACGCGCGUAGUGGUCACGGAACGAUCGGAACGGGAUACACGUGUUCUCGGAGAUUCGAGCAAAAUCUCGCUUUGUUUGUUUUGUGCGUGUACAGGGAAGCCUACGGGACGCCUUUUGACGCACGGCGUCACGUCACGCGGAUCGACAACCCGUCUGGCUCGAUUUCUCUUUUGUGGUACCAAUCCGAACGGAGAAAAAAAAUAACUAACCAUGUUUGACGUAUUCGGCUCUGUAAAAGGAUUGCUCAAGCUCGACAGCGUUUGCAUCGAUAACAAUGUCUUCCGACUGCAUUAUAAAGCUACGGUGAUCAUAUUAAUUGCUUUCUCGUUACUCGUCACCUCCAGGCAAUAUAUAGGAGAUCCCAUAGACUGUAUCGUGGACGAAAUACCGCUUCACGUUAUGGAUACUUACUGUUGGAUCUAUUCGACGUUCACGAUCCCCGAUCGAACCGGCGUUGUCGGCAAGGACAUAGUACAGCCAGGUGUUGCAUCCCACGUUGACGGCGAGGACGAAAUCAAAUACCACAAGUAUUAUCAGUGGGUGUGUUUCACGCUAUUCUUCCAGGCGAUACUGUUUUACGUACCGCGUUACCUAUGGAAGACAUGGGAAGGCGGCCGAAUCAAGAUGCUGGUUCUCGACUUGAACUGCCCUGUGAUGAGCGAUGAAUGUAAAUUGGAAAGAAGAAAGUUGUUGGUCGACUAUUUCGCGUUGAACUGGCAUACGCAGAAUUUUUAUGCAUUCCGUUUUUUCCUCUGCGAAGUGCUGAACUUCGUCAAUGUGGUCGGUCAAAUCUACUUCAUGGAUUUCUUCCUGGACGGCGAGUUCACCACCUACGGUUCGGACGUGGUGAAAUUUACAGAAAUGGAGCCCGAGGAGAGGAUCGAUCCAAUGUCACGGGUAUUCCCAAAGGUAACCAAGUGUACCUUCCACAAAUAUGGUGCAUCUGGCACGGUGCAGAAAUUCGACGGUCUCUGCGUGCUACCAUUGAACAUCGUCAACGAGAAGAUAUACGUGUUCCUGUGGUUCUGGUUCAUCAUCCUCUCGGUGUUGAGCGGUUUGACCCUGGCUUACCGUGCCGCGGUGGUAGCCGGGCCGAGGCUUCGCUUGGUGCUGUUGCGUGCCCGCUCGCGCCUCUCCAAGCCAGAGCAUAUCGAGGCGAUCGCGGAGAUGUGCCAGAUCGGCGACUGGUUCGUUCUUUAUCAGCUCGGCAAGAACAUAGAUCCAGUGGUGUACCAGCAACUUGUUAUUGAUCUUGCGACGAAACUACAGGGCAAAGAAUCUGUCUAGUUUCUUUUCACGUCUAGAAUUCCUCUUUUUCUUUUCUUUUCCCCCGCUUCUUCGUUUUUACCGUUCGGAUUCACCAACAUCUGAUCAAUCGAGUCUGAUCAUCGUGUAUUUUCAUUGCACAGUUUAUUCGAAGAUCGAGGGCCACCUUCAAUUACUUUAAUAGUUUUUCGUAUCUAUAACAUACAUGUAGAACGUGCAUUCCAACAAUUUUGAUUAAAUUUUCUGUAAUUCAUUGGCGUACGUGUAAAGUGAGGUAACACAUAUACCUUUCGAUCGUUAUUUGAAAAGUCUCGAUCGGAGGUAAGUUUUGCGUAGUAUGACAUAUCAAAUGAGGCGAAUGGAGAAAUUAAUCAUUUUUUUUUUCUUGUUUUCUCUCUCUCUCCCCCUUCCUCCUUUUUCUUUUGUUUCUUUUUUUUUCUUUUUUUUAGUUAAACUAUACAUCCAUUUUUAUUUGCUAUAAUACAUGAGUAUAUGUAUACUUGCGAGUAUCUAUUGAUAGUUUCUAUUGAUAAUUGGGUACAUGUUCGACUCUAUUCAUUCCCUGCUCAUAUUAUUUCCUCGAAUUCUCUGACUUCGAUACCAUCUAUGGAUCAUUGUUUCCUUUAUAUACAUAUGUUUCUUUAGUACUACAUAUUUUUUGUAAUUAAAUCCAGUUUAAAUGAUAUAUACAAGGAACUACCUACAUGUCAAAAAUUGCGCCAUGAUGAAUUCCGAAAUAUUGUUAUACGAUAUUAUAAGAAAUAAGACGAGCAUGUUACAUUUA